Molecule: messenger RNA, 1094 nt
Organism: Mya arenaria
Lineage: Eukaryota; Metazoa; Mollusca; Bivalvia; Myida; Myidae
Exons: 6
Coding region: 171-1094 (307 amino acids)
Molecular function (GO): carbohydrate binding
Source: RefSeq, a predicted model, not a curated record
CAUUGCUUUCAAACUGCUGCUGAAUAAAAUAGUUAAUAUUUGAUGCUAGCUCUUUUAUUGUUUUGUUUCACGUUAAGUAUUAUUUAAGGGUUUACUUGGACACACACUGACUAGGGCCAGAAUUCUGGGAGCUUCGUAAAAAACAAAUUCAUUUAAACUGUUUGUUAAACAUGUAUUUCCUAUCAAUUAUUUCAUUGGAGAUAAUCAUACAGAUAUAUCUUGUAGUUUUGUACACAAAACUUGCGCUAUUCUGCGGUUUAACUGAAGGACAGGACUUUGAAUUUAAACAAGCUGGCUAUGACAAAAUUGAUAUCCCGAGUCCGAAAGUUUGGAUACGCGAUGUAAGUUUUGAAGGCUGCAGGGAUGAAUGUAAGGCCCGUCCAUCUUACACGGCCGUGAAUUACCACACAUUUGUCUUUCUGUGCGAACUGGACCUAGAGCCUAGUCCUGAAGUUGUUCCGACCACAGACAGAGGUCUACUCUACUGGAUUAAAACGACCCUAGAGGACCAGAUACAGUGCGGCACAGAAUCAUGCGGACGUGGAUUUGUAUGCGAUAAACAGAAGAACAAAUGUGAAGUGAAAGAAUGUGGAACGUUAUCGAUUCCAAAUAGCACCGUCAUCCUCGGUAACGUAAACGCAGUCGGAGCCAAGUUAAAGAUGCGGUGUAAGGACGGGUUUCUUGCACUAGGACCGCCAUUCAUAACUCUAACGUGUGGAACGAACGGAAAUUGGAGUACAGACCGAUUAAUUUGCAUUAAAGAUCCUGAAUGUAAGGGGCAGUUCGAAGUUUGCACCGAGAUUGGCGAUUAUGAUGGCUGUAAUAGCACCGAUGACCAGGGCAAGUGUUUCUGCAAACACGGAGUCAAUGAAACUGACAAAAACAAAUGUUUCUCGGGACAUGUGAUUAUAUGCGAGGGUCACACUGGUUACGUCAUGUGUCCCCUUGGCCAGAAGAUAUCUGUGUACGACGCCUACUAUGGACGGACACACAACGGAACUGUCUGUCCCCAUAACAGUAUAUCCAACCUGAACUGUCGCAAAGAUAGCUCUUUCGAAAUGAUCAAGACUGCUUGCAACAACAAACAGUUAUAA